UCUCUCUAUCUCUCUCUCUCUCUCCACCAUUAAUGGAGGCAACCUAUCGCUCGUCCUCCACGCCUAAUUCCACCUUCCGCUACUGCCACUGCCGCUGCUUCCGCCGCUGUUGUCGCUGCUUCGUUUGCUGCUACUGUUGCUCCUCUCCCUCUGAUCUUUUCUAGGUUUAGGGUUCCGAUUAGGGUUUUUUUGAAAAAUUUUUGUUAUGGAUCUGACGGGGCCUCAAUCGAAGCUCUCGCUGGGGUUUCACCAUGCCCAUGGCGCCCCGAUCGCCACAAACGGCUCGAUUUCCCUUCAGAUCGAUUCGAGACACCGAGAUCUGCCCCGGGAUCCGCGGCCGAUCCCGUUGCAGCUUCUAGAUCAGCAAUCGGGGAAUUUCAAGGACGAUCCGGAGGAAUCCGAUGACGAGGGGAGGAGAGAAGAGGCGGAGGACGAGAAAGACGAGGAGUUCAGCUUCCUCGGCCACCAGUUAUCCCUUAAGAGGCGGCGAAGGGACGAGUCCUCUUCUUCGUGCUCGUCCUCCUCGCUACAUCCCUCAAAAAGGGCUCUGAUUGAGCCCGAUCUCGAGACACGAAGGUCAGCGGUGCGUUCAUGGGGGAAUCAGCCACUAUCCAUGGCCGACCCCGAUGUAUGUGGCAUCAUGGAGAAGGAGAGGGAUCGCCAGGUGAGGGGGAUCGAGCUCAUCGCCUCGGAGAACUUCGUUUGCCGCGCGGUUCUCGAUGCCCUAGGAAGCCACCUUACCAACAAGUAUUCCGAGGGUUUGCCGGGGGCCCGAUACUACGGCGGCAACCAGUACAUCGACCAGAUUGAGAGGCUGUGCCAUGAGCGAGCCCUCGCGGCCUUUGAUCUCGAUCCCGAGUGCUGGGGCGUGAAUGUCCAGCCCUACUCAUGCACCUCUGCCAACUUUGCGGUUUACACUGGGCUGCUGCUCCCGAAGGAUCGAAUUAUGGGGCUGGAUUCGCCAUCUGGUGGGCAUGUAAGUCAUGGAUACCACACGCCAGGUGGAAAGAAGAUUUCCGGUGCCUCCAUUUUCUUCGAGUGCCUGUCUUAUAAGGUGAACCCACAAACAGGAUACAUUGAUUAUGAUAAGCUUGAGGAAAAGGCGAUAGAUUACCGCCCGAAGAUACUAAUCUGUGGGGGGAGCUCGUAUCCGAGGGAGUGGGAUUAUCCUCGGCUUAGACAGAUAGCAAAUAAGUGCGGAGCAGUUUUGAUGUGUGACAUGGCGCAUAUUAGCGGUCUUGUGGCGGCGAAGGAAUGCCUAAGCCCAUUUGACUACUGUGAUAUCGUUACUUCAACUACUCAUAAACUCCUUCGUGGUCCUAGGGGUGGUAUAAUCUUUUUCAGGAAAGGAAAGAAACCAAGGCACCUUGUGCCUUCUUUAUGGCAGGCAGAUGGAGCUGAUCAAUAUGAUUUCGAAGAUAGAAUUAAUUUUGCUGUUUUUCCAUCAUUGCAAGGGGGACCUCACAACAGCCAUAUCGCUGCUUUGGCAAUAGCUCUAAAGCAAGUGGCCACACCAGAAUAUAAAGCUUAUAUUCAACAGGUCAAGAAAAAUGCUCAAGCUUUAGCAUCUGCUUUGCUCAGCAGAAACUGUAAAUUAGUUACUGGAGGCACGGACAACCAUUUACUGCUUUGGGAUCUAAGAACAUUUGGAUUAACAGGAAAAAACUUUGAGAAGGUUUGCGAGGCAUGCCACAUUUCUGUGAACAAGACUACGAUAUAUGGUGACAACGGCACCAUCUCUUCUGGAGGAAUAAGAAUAGGUACUCCUGCCAUGACAACAAGAGGUUGCUUAGAGGGGGACUUUGAAACGAUUGCUGAGUUCCUUCUGAGGGCCGCCCAGAUAGCUAGCUCUGUCCAGAGGGAACAUGGGAAGCAGCAAAGGGAGUUCCUUAAGGGUCUUCAGAACAAUAGAGAUGCUCUUGCACUUAGAAACAGCGUCGAAACCUUCGCCUCACAGUUCGCCAUGCCGGGCUUUGAUGUAUGAGCUGCUUUACACAAAUCUCACCUUUACAUAUUCAAUCCUUAACAUUUUGUCACUAGUACCUCAACCUGAUGCAUCUGAAGCUGCGGUUCAGCCCAUACACCCAUUUACGUUGUAAAUAUAGGAGAUUACGUUGUCUUAUCCUUGAAUUCAUUUUUGUAUGUAUGUUAUUGAUAGUAUAUUGAAAGUAUUGCGGAAUUUAAGUUGGUAGAGUUUUCAUCGUGUUGCUGUUCAGAGUGUGAAGUAUUCCUUGAUGAUUUUAAGGAAUCAUCAGCUCGAGUCUAUGUUAAUCUGAUGCCAAAAUUAGCUUUGUAGUUCUCUCAAAAUAAUACUCUACUAUUUGCUCCAUUGCAGAUACAGGAUAUUUGCAGUAGCAAUAAUCUAUUUGGUUGUCCAAUUUA
Ananas comosus (pineapple) is the source of this 2382-nucleotide messenger RNA. RefSeq names its product serine hydroxymethyltransferase 7-like. Gene Ontology annotation, cellular component: cytoplasm. Lineage: Eukaryota; Viridiplantae; Streptophyta; Magnoliopsida; Poales; Bromeliaceae. The record is from RefSeq and is a predicted model, not a curated record. The transcript has 4 exons. Gene Ontology annotation, biological process: L-serine catabolic process; tetrahydrofolate interconversion; folic acid metabolic process. Bases 206 to 1984 code for a protein of 592 amino acids. Gene Ontology annotation, molecular function: glycine hydroxymethyltransferase activity; cobalt ion binding; pyridoxal phosphate binding.